GAUUAAUACUUCACGAAAAAUAUAUCAUGGUAAUUGGUUCUGUGAUUCUACACUUGGAAAACAUUUUCAUGAUAAUAUGCUCAAAAAUAUUAUUGCUGAUUGUAAAAUUGAUGCAAAGGGACGAAAUCUUGUCAAUCAUUCAAUGCGUUCAACUGGAAUAUCUUUAUGGAUGUUACUUGGUAUAUCUCAUGCAGAACAGAUGGAUAUUACAGGACACAGGACACUUGCUGGCAUUUCUUCAUAUUCAACUUCAACUGUUCAACAAAGAAAAAAUAAUGUUUCACUUCUUAUUCCACAAAAAAGAAAUAUGGAUGAUCCUAUCGAAAUUUCUUCUAAUAAUUUUCCUACAAAAAAACGAAAUACUUUAACGGAAAUUACAUCUGAAAAUCAAG
Molecule: messenger RNA, 392 nt
Organism: Funneliformis geosporum
Lineage: Eukaryota; Fungi; Glomeromycota; Glomeromycetes; Glomerales; Glomeraceae
Source: the annotation of a GenBank genome assembly